AUGGGAACACCACGAUCUUUGGUCCUUCGUCCAAGCCCCUUGAUCAAGAUCCAAAAUACCAUGAUCGAUAAUUACCUCGAUCUUGAAUUCGUCUUGCACAUGCUAACAGGGUCUCCUACUAUAGCUAUCAACACCAGCCCCUUCACCAACCAUGGCACCACCGAUCCUUUUGCAAGUCAACGAAAGGGUGCCACGACUGGAUCGGGAUCUCGUAAGGGAUCAGAUGGAACGAGUCCAGCUUUAAGCCCUAUUAGUCCUACAGGAAGGAGGUAUUCUGGAGAGACGGGUGAUGAAUGGGGUAUGCACUUUCUUUCUGUAUCUCUUACAUGUAUCCUCUAUCCUUCUCAAUAUCAUCGCAGAUUACCAGGAGGCGAUACAUUGAAUUAACUCGUCCCCUACUGCAGACGCAAGCAAGACUCCACCCUCCCGCUUCCAACAACGAAAAGGUUCCAUCUACGCAACGCCCAACUCUCGCGAUUCACAUCUAGACCGCAACCACGAUCGUGACAGCAAGUAUCACGAGAAGCUUGCGGAGAAGGGAUGGGGCAAGAAGGAUCGAAGAGGCAGUAAGGCUUCAAAUUGAGUUUGACGUCCAUGAGGGAUCAAAAGGAGAUGUUGGAAUAUAGGAAAAUCAAGGAAGGAAAUUGUUUGUGAGGAUGGGAUCAAAAAUUGGUAGAUUGUUAAGGGUGUGGAAUUGUGGGUGGAUGGGCAUUUAUUGGACGUUUGGUUUUUGAUGGGCAAUUUUAUUGGGUUUGCGUUUGGG
This is a messenger RNA of Hymenoscyphus albidus, 763 nucleotides long. Lineage: Eukaryota; Fungi; Ascomycota; Leotiomycetes; Helotiales; Helotiaceae. The record is from the annotation of a GenBank genome assembly.